Molecule: messenger RNA, 2793 nt
Organism: Hevea brasiliensis (rubber tree)
Lineage: Eukaryota; Viridiplantae; Streptophyta; Magnoliopsida; Malpighiales; Euphorbiaceae
Product: G-type lectin S-receptor-like serine/threonine-protein kinase At4g27290
Exons: 6
Coding region: 92-2314 (740 amino acids)
Biological process (GO): protein phosphorylation; recognition of pollen
Molecular function (GO): ATP binding; protein serine/threonine kinase activity
Source: RefSeq, a predicted model, not a curated record
UAACAAAUGGUUUAAGCUAAAAGUUUAUGCUUAUUUAAAUGGCCAUCGUUUAACUGCAUUCGCUCUUAGCUGCAACAGUUUCCAAAAACCUAUGGAGACCUUCUGUUUUAUGUUUGUCAGUGCUAAUUUCCUACUUCUCUUCUCUAAAUACUCAAAUGCUACUGAGAACAUUACUUUGUCUGAUUCUAUUAUUGAUGGCACCAAUAGCACCUUGGUUUCGAAAGAUGGAAAAUUUGAAUUUGGUUUCUUUAGUCCUGGAAAAUCCAGCAACCGAUAUUUGGGAAUUUGGUACAAGGCAAUUCCUACAACUGUUGUUUGGGUUGCAAACAGGCGCAAUCCAAUCAGUGAUACUUCUGGUAUUUUGAUGAUGAACAGCACGGGAAAUCUUGUACUUGUUAGUGGGAACAAGAGUGUUGUUUGGUCGUUGAACUUGAACAAAGUAGCCCAGAAUCCAAUAGUUCGGCUCUUAGAUUCUGGGAAUCUGGUCUUAAGGGAUGAAAAAGAUACAAAUUCUGGAAACUAUUUGUGGCAAAGUUUUGACUAUCCAUCUGAUACGUUACUUCCAGGGAUGAAGCUUGGAUGGGACUUGAAGACUGGCCUUGAUCGCCGCCUAUCAGCAUGGAACAACCCGGAUGAUCCUUCUCCUGCAGACUUCACUUGGGGAAUAGUGCUAAAUGGUAAUCCUGAGGGAUAUAUCUGGAAGGGCUCCGUGAAAUAUUAUCGGAGUGCUCCAUGGAAUGGCCUUGGCAACAGUGGUUCGCCAUCUUUGAAGGAAAACCAGCUCUACGAGUUCAGUUUUGUUGAUAAUGAAAACGAGGUGUACUACAUGUACAACCUGAAAAACAAAUCUGUAAUCUCAAGGAUUGUUCUGAAUCAAACCGGUUAUUCGCGUCAGCGUUACGUUUGGAAUGAAGAAACACGAACUUGGAAGCUGUAUUCAUCUGUGCCAAGAGAUGCCUGUGACGCAUACGGCCUCUGUGGUCCCUAUGGAAAUUGCAUCCCUACUGAGUCGCCAGUUUGUCAAUGCUUAAAGGGUUUCACUCCAGCUUCGCCAGAAAAUUGGAAAUCAGCAUUCUGGUCUGACGGUUGUAAAAGAAAUAAUUUAUUAAAAUGUGAGAAUGGAGAGGGAUUUGUAAAAUUUGUUGGGUUGAAACUGCCAGACACUACACAUUCAUUUGUGAACAGGAGUAUGAAUCUUAAGGAAUGCAGAGUUACAUGUUUACAAAACUGUUCAUGUACGGCAUACACCACCUUAGAUAUUAGAGGACGCGGCAGCGGCUGUGCUAUUUGGUUUGGUGAUCUGAUUGAUAUGAGACUGUCUGCGUCUGGGCAGGAUUUAUAUAUUCGUAUGUCUGCUUCUGAUUUAGAGGCGAAGGUUGAGGCUAAGGUGAAGAUACCAGUGAUAAUUGCAACUACCAUUGCUAUAGGUUUUGGGAUGCUUAUCAUCGGCUACUAUAUUCGCAGAAGCAGAGCAAACUUAAGAGAGAAAACAGAAAACAAGGAAAAUGAUGACCAGGAGCAAGAUGAACAACCAGAAGACUUGGAGCUACCAUUGUUUGAUCUAAUUGCAGUAAGUAAUGCGACCAACAAAUUUUCCAUUGAUAACAAGCUAGGAGAAGGUGGUUUUGGACCCGUUUACAAGGGUACACUAGAGGACGGACAAGAGAUUGCUGUGAAGAGGCUAUCUAGGAGUUCUGGACAAGGAUUGAAAGAGUUCAAAAAUGAAGUAAUUCUGAUAGCCAAACUUCAACACCGAAAUCUCGUAAAGCUUCUUGGUUGCUGCAUUCAAGGGGAUGAGAAGAUGCUGAUUUAUGAAUACAUGCCCAAUAAAAGCCUAGACAACUUCAUUUUUGAUCAAAUGAAAGGUAAACUGCUUGACUGGUCCAAGCGUUUCAACAUUAUUUGUGGGAUUGCUCGAGGACUUCUCUAUCUUCAUCAGGAUUCCAGAUUGCGAAUUGUACAUAGAGAUCUCAAAGCGAGUAAUAUUUUACUGGAUCAAGAGAUGAACCCCAAAAUUUCAGAUUUUGGCAUGGCUAAAACUUUUGGAGGAGACCAGACUGAAGGAAACACAAACAGAGUAGUUGGAACUUAUGGUUACAUGGCACCAGAAUAUGCAAGUGAUGGAUUAUUCUCUACAAAAUCUGAUGUCUUUAGUUUCGGUAUCUUGCUGCUAGAGAUAAUCAGUGGAAAAAGAAGCAGAGGAUUUUAUCAUCCAAGCCGUGGUUUAAACCUUAUUGGACAUGCAAGUGUCGAGGGUUUUUGCCUUUUUUUUUUUUUUUUCUUCCAUUUUCUGGUAAUUGUACCUAAUUAUUGACUCAAGAAUCCUGAUAUGUUCUAGGCAUGGACAUUGUGGAAAGAAGGCGAGCCAUCAGGACUGAUUGAUCCAUUCUUAGAACAGUCGUGCAAUCUGUCAGAAGUGAUACGAUGCAUCCAGAUUAGUCUGUUAUGCGUUCAACAACAUCCUGAGGAAAGGCCAAGCAUGGCAUCUGUUGUUUUGAUGUUGGGUAGUGAGAAAGAAUUGCCUCAGCCCCAGAAACCUGGUUUCUUUAAGGAUAGAGGUCCUACUGAAGCGAAUUCUUCAUCAGACAAGCUCGAAUCAAACUCAACCAAUGAAAUCACCUUCUCAUUGGAGGCUCGAUGAAGGACUUACUAAUUUUAUCCCUCGCUGAUUUGUUCUUUGCUCACCGAAUGCUGUUUCGUAAUCAAACAUUUAGCAGCACUUGUUAAUUCCAUUAUCAUCAUUAUACGAGUUAGGACCCAAUAUUUUACCUAGGCUUUGCAAGCUACUGUAGU